Messenger RNA from Penicillium concentricum, 1197 nucleotides. RefSeq lists its product as uncharacterized. NCBI's taxonomy places the organism in Eukaryota, Fungi, Ascomycota, Eurotiomycetes, Eurotiales, Aspergillaceae. The record is from RefSeq and is a predicted model, not a curated record. Bases 1 to 1197 code for a protein of 398 amino acids. Gene Ontology annotation, molecular function: arabinan endo-1,5-alpha-L-arabinosidase activity. Gene Ontology annotation, biological process: carbohydrate metabolic process. The transcript has 3 exons.
AUGUACAUAACCACCCCGACGAUGCAUCACCUCCCACUCCUCAUAUCAAUAAUCAUCGCGAUUGCAGCCCCGCUGGCAGGGUCCGUACCAACCGAAGCUCGGGACAACAACCUCAAACAAGUAUACAAAACAACGGACAAGUUCCCCCUCGCAAAUCCAGGAAACAUUCCAGCCCACGACCCAAACAUCAUCCUCCACAAUGAGAACUACUACCUCUUCAAAGGCGGAAUCAACAUCCCAAUCUUCAAAGCAGCCAACAUAUCCGGCCCAUGGGAAAAGCUCGGCACAGUUCUCGCCGGCGACAGCAUAAUCCACAAAGGCAAUCGCUCCCGACCAUGGGCGCCAACAACAAUCGAAAAAAACGGCACCUUCUACUGCUACUACACGCUCAGCGCAAAGGGGUCACGCAAUAGCGCAAUCGGCGUCGCGACGACAAAAUCCCUCGACGGCAGUCCCUGGACCGACCACGGUGUUGUCAUCAAUACAGGCAAGGGCCCUGGGUCCAGCGUCUGGCCGUACACGAUCACGAAUGCCAUCGAUGCAUCUGUGAUCCUCGAUCGGGAUUCCGGACAGUCUUAUCUCAACUACGGAAGCUUCUGGCAUGAUAUAUGGCAGGUGCCGUUGACGGAUGAUUUGCUUUCCGUUAAGGAUGCAACUGGGCCGGAUGCGGUGCAGUUGACAUUUAUGCCGAGUGCGAAGACUAAGCCUGAGGAGGGUGUGUGGAUGAGUUUUCGAGAGGGAUUCUAUUAUGUUUGGUUUAGUCAUGGGAAUUGUUGUAGCUUCCGGAAGGGGUUCCCUAAGCGUGGGAAGGAGUAUAGUAUUCGUGUUGGGAGGUCGAAGAAUGUGCGUGGGCCUUUUGAGGAUAAGAAGGGGAAGUCGUUGGUUGAGGGUGGUGGUACUGUGGUUUAUGGUUCUAAUCAUGGGGUUGUGUAUGCGCCUGGUGGUUUGGGUGUCUUGGAUGGGAAGAAUGAUUCCGUGCCGGAUAUUCUCUACUAUCAUUAUUUGAAUACGUCGAUUGGGUUUGAACAUGGGCAAUCUCAGCUUGGCUGGAACUAUCUGGACUAUAAGGAUGGGUGGCCAGUGCCUUUUGGAGGCCAAAAUGCCACAGCAAAUGUUGCCCUCGUUAAUGGACCUCCUAGUGGGGGUUAUCUGGCGAUCAUUUUUGGUUUAUGGCUGUGCAUAGGCAAGUGGUUAUAA